CUCCAUAGUCCAUAAGGAAUUUUUUUCCAUUGAAUUAUAGAAAUCUUACACAUGUUGCUAUGUUUUUCUGUUGAUAUUCUCUUAUUUUACACCCCCAAUAGCUAAAAUAUUGUGUAGUAUUGGCAUUUUUAGUCUUUGUUAGCUUAUGGUCCUGAAGGGGUUCAAUUGUUUUUUUUUGUGCUACAACGAAAUGCCAAUGAAUACCGCAAACGCAGUUUUUUUCAAUGUUUCGGAACUAAAAAAAAAUAAAUGUAAGAUUUUUUUUUUAAAGAAUUGUUCUUACUCUUGAAUGCCUGUACUCUUUCUAAUGUAUACGGCCUUUCUCAAAAUCGAUUUAAAGGUCUCUUUUAACAUGAAAAUAAAAUAAUAAUAAAACAUGCAUAUUAAUUUCCUAUUAAGAUGCAAAUGAAAAUAUAUUAAAUAUGAUGUAAACACAAAAAUACAAAAUUUAAUGGUUGAUUAUCCAAUGCAAAUAUUAACAGUUAAUAAAAGCUCUUAAACUAUCAUUCUUCAUCUCAAUUAGCACGAAUGUUUCUACGAACUCUACUUCAGACAGUCAACCUUUCACGUAUGAUCGAUGGGGUCAAGUUUUGUUUUAUCGCACAUUUACUUUUCGCCCCAUUUCGUAUCGCCUUCCACCAUACGAAUCUUUAUCGAAUUUUUCUUUCGUUGCACCACCGGCGUUUCAUCCCAUCCAUGCCCAGGUAAGGGUAAUAAAUCCCAUUCAAGAAUAUUUAGCAGUGUAAUUGUCGUGACCGUUUUAGUACAGGACCGAAACCCGAACCCAUAGUACCGUACCCGAUGCACGCGGGUGAAAUUUUCCGUGGUCUGUUAGUCUGUGAAAACCAUCCGUCUGUCUCGCUCUUUACACGCAAAAGCUUUCAAUUUCCCCAGCCUGUGGUUGUGGGGAAAAGUUGAAACCGAACCGAGUGUUCGGUGUUCGUUCUGCUAAAAGCACAAGAAAAGCUUCAACCAUGAUGCUUCGUGCCGUGAUCGGUUAAUGUUCGGGAAAUUGUUUUGGUUUCCUGCGUCUUCUCACCAACCCGCUGGCAUGGGGUUUCCCCUUGAUGGAUUCAGUACGUAAAACCAGCAUCAAGCCAAAAGCCCUCGAAGGCAAACACAAACGAUACCCGAACGUUUGUUUUGGUGCGAUCGAAAGCCGACGGGAAGCAGAACCGGAAUAAGAGAGUGUGUGUGUGUACGGUUUGAAGGUAGGAAUACUACCCGAAGGAACUGGCCCGGUACCACGUAAUCCAACAGCCAUCGGUUUGGAGUCAGUUGCGAAAGGACCGUUCUAAGUGACGUGAGCCGAAAAAAGUGCCAGUCCGUUCUAUCGUUCUAGCGUGUGCGUGGCAAAGUUUUUUUUGCAAAUUGCUUCGUCCACCAUUUUUUAACCCAACUGGUAUCUCGUUUGCUCUUGGCUUCGUCCGUUUGAAAUCAGCUUCAGCUUUGCUUCAAUACAUCGUGGUGCAUUUUGCAUUGCGAAUGCAUCGUACCGUACACAUACACACACCUAGCGAGGAGGAUGGGAUGGGAAAGUGCAAGUGCAGUGUGUUCGUGCAGUGGGCCUGGUGGUUUUCGCUUGGCUGAAAUGGAAUUCGUUGCCAAGUGGAUCGUACGUGCAGUUGCGAUAUAAUUACUAUACAAGCCGAACCGCAGUGAAGCAAAAUGGUGGUGAUGGAAAUAGGGGCAUUCGGUGAUUCUGGCCGUGCAGGCCAGAUACACAACCAAAUAAUAUUAUAAUGUUUGUUUGCUUUUGCUACGAUUGAUUUUCGACGGUGUGAAUUACUGUAAUGGAUAGUGUAGUGAAAAGGGGCAGAAAUUUAUUAACGCAAUGAAAUUAAACACAUCGCUUCGUCGCUCACCAGGAAAGCAGUAACGAAACGAGGGAACAAACGUUAACAAGAGACUAAUGAUAUCAUUUGUUGUCAAUUAUACCUUCUGUUAUUAAUAAAUGGCGUGAUAUUUCCGUAAAGUAUCUGAACAAGAAAUAGCAUAGUUCCAAUAUCAUCGUUACAACUUUACUACCAAACAGUUCGUUGAACGAAUUCUUUUAGGUUUUGCCCAAGUCUCGGGCAAUAUACAGACGAAAAGUAGAACACCACGAAGGUCUAAAGCCAAGCCCCCAACAUUAAAUCCAUAAAAAAAAACUUCUCCAUGACUCACACACAUAGGAAUACAUCGUUCAAUUUGGUGUUGUUCGAGAAUAAUUUCGCGUGCCGAAUAGUGCUGCGUGGCUCUACCAAGUCGUUGCGAUAUGUCUUUUCGCACGCAAAACACCUUUCCCCACCAACAACCAACGGGGUGGUUUAUCGAAAAGGCGGCGAAUUCGAAAUACGAAACGUCCUUCCACCUUCUGCAUCGCCCCAGGAAAGCUGUCUUCAUGCUGCCAACUUUUGGAGCGACAGCGUUCGACGAACGUUUGAUGCGUCCUGGAAGUGCAUUUGCUAUCUCCUUAGGGACGCUCAAUGAUGAUUGAGUUGUCCUUCAGUUCCGUAGUAAUGCAAUUUCAUUCUGCUACAUAGUGUGCGCACGUGUGUGGGUGAGUGUGCUUCAGCAAGAACACGGCACGAAGUGUGAAGAAUAAAUUACUCAACGCACUUUCGCUCGCAACGCUCCUGGAGCCGGGCGUUUGAUUGGGAGGAAUUUUAAUUGCAUUCUUGAGGGAUUGCAUCGGUGCGAGAUUAGAUCGAUACAAGGACGAUGUGAUCGUGCAAUGUUCCGCGUGAAACCUGAUGCCAUGCAAAUACAGCGCGCGUAUGUCUCUGCAAACACAGCUGCCACGAUGGGACAGGAAUUCGCUGUUGCGUUCCGUUUUUGUAACGCCACUCGGUUUGACACUUCGGUGCGUUCAGACUUUUCGGGUGCUGCUUCUUCCAAGGACGUACGCUUCGCAGGUACGUUCGCGAAAACGUGCAGCCUUUAGCCGUAGGCACCAAAGGCGAGCGUUUCGUGCUCGUCGAAGAUAAUUAGUUUAUUAUUCUAAUUUGAACUUUUCGAGGCUGGCCAAACAGGCGACGCGCGCGCCAAACUGUGGCAGCUAGCAGUAAAUAAGACGAAACAGAAAAUGAAGGACAUGGCCAUGCCGGGAGCAUUGGCAGCUACGUUCUACGUUUUGGGGUGGCUUAUUUAAAGUCGAGCUAGUGUUUUUUUUUCUUCUCUUUUACCGCUACAAAAUCACGGCAACAAGCAUCAGAAAUCAUGAAAAUUGAGUUAAAAGGAAAAUACUUUUUAGGACAGAAAGGAAAAAAGAAACACAAACUUUUCUGCCGUUUGCCUGCUGCGAACGUAAAGCAGCGCACCCCGCGAAACAAGGAAAUCGUUUUCUGUUUUUCAGAAAAAUUUCCCUCAUUAAAUCAGCGUCAUCUAGUUUGUGAUGUUUCGGUUCUGUUUCUCUCUCUCUCUCUCUCUCUCUCUCUCUCUCUCGCGUCUAGUUUUUGUGUUUAAUUUCUUCUACGUAACGUGUUUCUGUCGUCCGUAAACUAAUUGAGUGUCAACGGGAGUAGUGUUGAACAGUGUCGGGUGUCAACGAUCAAACGACAUUCGCGUUUUGGUUGUUUGUGUUUUGUCCAAAAAAGUUUCUCUCCAUUUCUGCCGAACGAUGUACGACGCGACGGAUUGAUGGUUAACUCAUUUUUGAUUUACGUACCGUCGUUUGUGUAGAACGCGGGCUCGCACCCGUGUGGGAAAUCGGAGAUCAAUCGAGUCAAUCGUCGAAUUAGUGCACUGCUUCUUGUCCGUAGCAACCGAAUGCAAAUCGCCUGGCAUCGAUAGCGGACCGGACGACGAUCGGUACGAAACGGUUUCCAUUUCCCGGAGGCGUUUUUCUCUUUCAUUCUUUCGUUGCAUGACGUGAAAAUUACAUUCGUUUGUCCGUCAGUCAUACAACUGCACUGUCCGGGGUUUUGCUGAUGAAGGAAUCGAUUAAACCAUGCGAUCGGUUGUGAAAGUUUCGCUGAGAGCAGCGUGCAUGAAUUUGCAUCAAAGUGUUGCAAAUCAGAAGAUAAGAAAAAAAAAAUCUGUGUCAUCGGUGAACAGUUUUUUGUUUUGUUUUGCGUUUUGUCCCUACGUUCAAGAGUGCAAUGGUGCAUAACUAUCGUUUUAAUCGAGCUGUACGAGCACUGAGUUCCGAUCUGAUGAUGGUGGUAUUGGUAUUGAAGCGUGGUGCAACACUCCACCGUCGAAUGAAGGGACAUUUGCAAAAUCCACAAUCUGUUUCCUGGCGACCAGUUGAGACGAGUUUGGCUCUAAAGCAGUUCGCACUCAUCAAACGAUUUUUUUUCCACCCCGGUUCUGUGCUUUUCCUGCAACGGGCAAAGAGAAAGUUUAUAUCUUUGAUGUUUCAAGAGUGUAGCGAACAGAACCAUUUGGAUGGGUUUCAAAAACUAGGGGAAAUUUAAUAAACAGCUUCAAUGCACACAAAGCACGCAAGUGACAGGUUGGAUGUUUUAGAAUGCUUUACAGCGAUGAUGAGUGCCGUAGUGUAUCUAGUGAAGCUAUACAUUUAAAAAUAAAGUUCUAACUGUAGAAAUUGCCUCUAUCUGUGAAAGUUUAUUAAGCAAAUAGUUCAUAAAUGGACGUGAAUAUUGCGAACAAUUCCAGUGAAAUAGUUAAAAGCCCUUCCCGUAUCUUUAAAUUCAGGACAAACAGAAAUAGGCGAGAAAAUAACGUGGUAAAAGUAGAAAGUGCUGCUAAAAUUCCAUUAGGCUAGUUUUAUAUUUUGCAUAUGCGUGUAUGUGCGUGUGUGUAUGUGUGUUUCAAUUCUGGAUAGGGUUUUCGGAAAAGCUUAUCGAUGGAAAAGUGUGGCCCAUAUUUCAUUCCCAUUUGCUGUCCACACGAGCGAAUGUGCAAGAGAUUUUCACAUUGCUUUUUUUCACCCACUUCUCGUUAAAGGCCUCCAAAAAAUAUACACUGUGCGUGUGUUUGUGUGUGGGACCGUCGGUACACUACACAGCAAGCACAGUGUUGUGCUACCAUUACCUAUCGAGGGCUUCACAUCAGCCCCAUAAAAACAAACUACCCACAAAAUUGCGAACCACCUCACACCUAGCACGGCACGUGCAAACCCCCUUGUGAGGGAAACAAAACAAAAAAAAAGGUUGGUUUGAGGUUGAUUUUGAUAUUUCCCAGCGGUAAGCUCCCACAAAAUGUGGCCAAUUUGCAGCCCGUGGUCCGUGGGCGGCUGGGUCCCGAGAACCGUAUCUAUUGCGGGGUAUCCUUGCCACGAAUGCAGGUCAAACCGGAACGGAACAUGCUGGAGGCGUAGGCAUCAAAACAUAUUGCACUACUCCACUACUGGACGCUCCAUGCGUGAAUGUGUGUAUGUGUGUGUGUGUGUGUGUGUAGGUGCCCUCCGGCAUUGGUGUCUGCGGUAUUGUCAGCCUAUGUGUACGCGUGUCCAAGUUGGGAUUUUUUUCUCCAUGUUUUUUUUGUGCAAUGUAUGAAGCACAGUUUGUAUCCUCUGUUUUUUGUUGUGGGAGAUGGAAGAUUUUCCGCGCUUCAUUAAAGUUUCACUCCAUUAAAUGCGUUUAUCACUCAGCAGAAGGCGAAAAGCUGACAGUGGUUGGCCAAAGUGACAAAUAAAAAAUAAACCCACUGGAGGAUAUCACGCACAGUUGAUAUUAGGGUGGCAUUUUCCACGCCCCCACCAUUUUGGCCGACUGACCCGAAGCUGUCAGCUAGUUGUUUUUUCAAUUUGUUUUAUUUUGUGUUGUUGUUGCGGAACUUCUAAAAAGCUCUUUUUCUUUUUGCUAAAAACAAUUUAACCGAUAAAUUGAACGAGAGAAAGACGCAUGGUGGUAGGUGGUUCUAAAAUGACGCAAACUUGACUGUCUUUUAUUGGUGUUGGUGCAACCACCAUUUUGAGUAGGUAUCUGAUUUUUGCAGAUUAAACCCCAUUCUGUCAGAUUGUUGGAGGUUUCCAUUUUUUUUCCCACACUUCUGUGGAGUACUGAGAAGUUACGAAAGCAACACGGUAACACGGUUAAAAAACAUCAAUAUUACCAUGCUGCCUGACCUUCCGAAUUCUCCACAGGGUGCGUCUUUUAUGUGCUACUCACAGCUUACCCCCACUGGUUUGUGUUUGGCAGAGACGAAGGUCCGCUUGCAAUCAACGUAAAAGUUAUAUGUUGGUCCUUCCGUUUGCGUGCUAUUAGUAUAAGCGGCCACAUUUCAUAUGCUGCUGGUGCUGCUCGGAUGGAUCACUAGCGUCGAUCUCGGUGCUCAGUAUAAUGAGCGCGUGGCGAGAGUUGCGUAGUUAAUCUCCCGAAAACCGAAAGGACCUUAAAAUGAUGAAACGAAAGAAGGAAGUGAUGGGGAGGUUUGAAGCCGUAUCAUAACACGGGGCAGUAGGGUGGAAUAUUAUUUUUAAUGCGUCCACUAAGGGCAGACCAUUCAGGUCGCUGGUUCUGGGUUGGAAGUAACCUUGAAACGCUUCGUUCAUGCGACCUCCCAAAAACAACCAAAUCUAAACGUUCUCAGGAAAGGUUAUUGCUUGCCCGCAGGGGGUUUCUUCCACCGUAAAGGAAGGUCCGAUGCUUAGAGUGGCGGCCGGACGCAUUUGUUCACUCCCGUACGUUCUAUUAAUUAACUUUCACCGUAAUGGUAAUGGCCUUUCGUGUAGGACGUGUUUUAUUUUUAUGCUAUCGACCACGAGGUUAAGCCUCGUGCCCAUGCUGUCUAGCUAGAUUUUUCUGUCGGUCCGAAAUUUUGCCCAGAAAUUUGUACCCAAAAUGGGAAGGGAAAAUUGUUCGUAAUCCGUUCGUCAUCGUUUUGUCUACGUUUUACACCUUCCGAUAGCAAGGAGAAGCAAAAGUGUUUGUGUGCAGCGUGCUUUUAUACAUGUAUUUGUAUGGAUGUGUGUAGCAGUGAGGGUGUGAUAAUAUAAUCACUAGAGCCAUAACCGUGCGCUGCGCCAACGUGUGUAUGUGUGCGUGUGUGUGGAAAAGCGUUCCGCAGGUUUUUGCCGUAGAAUGUGCACGCAUCGAGUGAAAAAGCAUCGCGAAAAAUGAGAUCCAAAUGUAACGUCCACCGGCGGCAGCGGUUAGCAGCAUCGACGGCAAAGGACCAGGCUGGGUGGGAUACAGUUGGUGAGGAGAAUGGACGCACAGGUAGGCGUCCCGCAAGGACAAGAGUUGCCGGUCCACGACGGAUGUCGCUCGGUGCGGCAAUGCUGCUGGUCAUAGUGUUAGGUCCAGCCCUAGAUGUACGCCAACGGCCGAGUACGAGCGUUAGUGGGAGCGAAUUUCCCGAGCGUGAAUGCUGCGAUCCAGUUUAUCCACCGAUGCCCGACCCGGAACCGGUCCCGGGUCCGGCCUACCCAACGACGACGAUUUCCACCUCCUCCUCAUUCCAGACCGGCCAGAGCGGGAUGGGGGGCGGUGGGUUGCUAGGUGGUGGUGGCGGAAUCGGAGGUGCCGGGGGAGGAUCCACGGCGGUAGGGAACGAGCUGGGCGGUGGCCUGAUCGGAACGGGUUCCGGUAGUCAACUGUCAUCCUCGCGACCGAUGCAUAUCGGCUACUCCGGAUCGAAUAUUAAGACUGCAAUAGCUAUUUUAAAUUGUAUAUUAGCACGACAGCUGUGCUUCGAGGACCCGUCAUGUUCAGCCAUCCUGGAGAUUAUACCGCGCGUCUGUGGGCCAGUACCAGUUGCCUGCAGCACGGUUACCGUAACGAAAUGUCAGGCCGCCCUCCGGACGCUGCAGGCGUUUCCAUUUUUCCGGCCCACCUGUCUGUGCAAGGAACCGGGCAUGGAUCCGGACUGUAAUUAUUUUCGGGACUUCCUGUUCGAUCAUCCUUGCGGUUUCGUCUCGAAAAAAGAAAAAGAUCCUUACCCGGUGGAUGCAUUACCGACGUGCAAUCAUGCACUAUCCGUGUGCCAGCAGGAGCGAAAGUGUAUAAAAUUAUUUGAAGAUUUUAAGCUACACUGUAAAGUGCGGGAAAAUAAAUGCCGCAUGGAAGAUAGGGAUUUGUGCUACGAAGCGUGGACUAAUCUGCGAUUAUCGCCGAUGUUCGGCUGCAUCUGCCCGAAUAAUCACAUGAAGCGCAGAUGUGAUAAAAUAUUUAGCGUUGUUAACCAUAAUCCUUGCGUCGUGCGGGCAAUGGGUGUGGACGAUAAUUAUCACCGUCUGCUGGACCAGAAUAUGGCCCUGAUCGAGACGCCGCUGGUUGCGCCACCGCAUGCCUACUAUCCGCAGCACUACAAGACGGCACUCUAUCCGUACAACGUUAGCGGCUACCAUCAUCUGCAUCAGCACGGUACCGGCGGCCACUUUGGCAACCAUCAACACCAGCAUCCGCAUUCGUACGGUGGGUUCGAGUACGAAUACGCAACCGGUGGUGGUGUUGGUGGUGGCAUCGGUGGCCCCGGUACCGGUGGCUACCUGGCCGCAUCGGCCGGGUCCGCUCCGGUCGACAAUAUUCUGAUCAGUUUGAACGGUGGCAAUGGAGAUGCGGCCAUCGAGCUUGACGGUUCGAGCUACGAGCACACAAUGGACAAACAAUUCGGAUCGGACGAUAUCGAAGAGAAGGAGGCGGAAAUGAGUUUUAUUCACUUCCAAAGUACCUGCCACCUGGCGCUGGACUCCUGUCGCGAUGAUCAGGUAUGCUCGUCCGCGCUGAAGACGGUCCUGAUGCACUGCGAUCAGCAUCGGUGCAAUCGAAAUGCGUGCAUGGAGUCACUGCAAAGCUUUUACAAAAGCAUUCACGACGAUCUUAGCCUGGACAUUGCGUUCUGUCUGUGCAGAAAAACGCCCAACCGGCACGACAGCUGCAUGAUUGCGCAAGAGAAGCUGCAUCCGGUGUGUGCCCAGCGGCCACCGGAAAGCCUCAGCCAGCAGUCUUCAUCGACCGGCAAUGGUAUCGCGUACAAUGCGCCGCCAGCGUGCCACGCGGUCGCGGAGCUAUGCCGUGAGGAUGAAGACUGCCGCGCCCGGCUGGAGGUGUUCGAGCAGUCCUGUGCGGUGGACAGUGUGACCAAGAAGUGUGCCGGAAAGACGAGCGCUUGCAGGCAGGCUAUGCUUGGCAUUCUGGGCACACCGCUCAGGACGACCUGCGCCUGCCAGGGCUCGGACAUGCAGCAACUGUACGACUGUCUAGGCUGGCAGCGAUUGCUCUGGCUUAAUCCUUGUGUCGUUGAGUCGCAAAAAGAUUUUCAUCUGAAACGACUGGCAGAACUGGGACUGCUAACGACAACGACCACUAUGGCAACAACUACCACAACCAUCGCUACAACCACCACUCUGAGAACUACGCGUGUCACACAGCCUCCAACACCGCCUCCAACAAAGCCGAAACCCGUGUAUCGACCAAAACCGACCGAAAUGCAUACAGUCGAAUCGAACUACGUCGAAACACCCGACACACGACCGGAAACGCUUGUGCAUAAUCAAAACGGUGUAAUUGAACGUUCCGAUAUCGAUCGUGGCCACCAACAUCCACAGCCUGACGAGUACGAUCGAUCAACCGGCACUCGGCAUCAGUCGGUCGAUUCGGACAGUGAGGAUGACAUGACGGGGCAGUAUGGGAAGGAAAUUUAUCAAAGACCCGACGAGCAGGUACUCCACGUGGCCAGCACGGAAGUGCAGGAGGUGGAGACACUUCCACCGACAACUAUUACAACAACCACGACUGAACCGACGACAACACCCGUUCCAAUUCGGUACUGUGUGGUGCAGAGAUCUCACCAACCAGAUCAGCUGAUUGCAGAAGGGAAGAGUCGUCGGCUCUACAUCUUGGACGAUGCUGAAUGUAGCGAACUGUGCACGUGUGGUGGUGGCGACUCACUCGCACUUACCUGUCAUGCACUGUGCGUUCCGUUGGCUCCUUGCCGGACUGCCCUUGCGUACUACAGCCAUGCCGCCCCGGCAUACCAAGCGUUCCGUGGACGUUGCCUCUGCUACUCGGGACGAUUCAUUUGCAUGAGGCCACCACCGGGAGAGUAUCAACUACCUGGUGGUAUCUUUCUUUUACUAGGAUAUAGUUCUACCGACGAAGCACUGUUAAGACCGCACACUAACUUAGGAGUACAGGACGCCGUACGUGCCCUACAGCAAUACGUCCUGCAGCAUAUUGAUAACUCGACACUCUGUACAUUGACACUGUUCAACAUCACGGAAGAAAAUAUCAUUCUUUCGAUCAGGUUACCGCUCGAUCCAAAGCUCACACCGAUGCAGUUGUUAAAGCUGGAAAAGGACCAGUGCACCAGAAUACUGGAAGCGAUCAGUCACCAGAUCAACACACAGUACGUUGAACUGUCCGCUCAUCGAUUGCUCAGCAUCUUUAAGAUGGCCGAGGUACAGAUCGUAUGGCCCGAGGUCAGUUAUGCCCGACGGCAUACGACCCCAUCGCUGGCGAUCAGCCUGAUCACGGGAGUGGCAACGGUGCUGCUAACACUCUGCGGCACACUAGUGCCACCGUUUGUCCGGUGGACGCAACAUCAUCAACGAUGGCCAGCAGCACCACGAUUGGUUACGUGACGAUCGACAAUACCGACGUAAAGUGGUUUACAAGCUUCGAGACACGCACAAACAUCUCAUUUCCAUGUCACCGUCAUCCUGCAGGGCAGAUCAGCACAAUAGUGCUAUGUUUUUAUGCCGACGGACACUACACACGAGAAACACACGCGAGAGGAACUAGUAUGACUGUUUAAGUGUAAUAUAGUAGAGUACUUUCCUUUUAGUCCUUUCGCUGCAUUGCGAUUGCAGUCGUUCCAGGGUUCCGUUUCAGUCCCAUCGCUCAAGUGAUCAGUUGCGGUGAUGCAUUUACACAAAACCGGAAGUGGCAUUAGGCAAAUGCACAUCAUCAUAUACUCGCCGCCCCCCCUUUUAAAACCAAUACCAUUCCAACAUGCUCCCGAUGGUGCUAAUACUCACUCAUUGCUUUUACUAUGGCUUUUAUUACUAACUACUAUAACUACUACCACUAUUACUAUUGCUACUACCGUUAACAAGUACACUUUAACCGUACCGUACAGCUACUCAUCAUUACCGAAAAUUGACAUCCUGUUGUUAUCGUUUCUCUGUUCUCGUUACCCCGAUCCAAAGAAAAAAAAAUCUUCAACGUUAUCUACUACUUCACUCAUCACGAACCUGAACUGAAUGACGAUCGUGCUGGACUGUUGAUCUCUUUGCUCAGGAUCAGGCUGAUCAAGCGGGCUAAACGUGUGCGCGUUGCGCUGUGAGCUUGUCAUACAAACUCCUGCCAGUGCGUGAAAGAAAAGACAUGUGUGGUGGUGAUGGUGUGGUAUGAAACGAGUGAACGAGUUCAAAUGUGGUGAUUGGUGCGUGUGCACGUGUACAUAAGUAAAGCAGAACGAAUGGCUGAAUGGAUGAGCUUAAAGUGCUUUUGUUUUUAUUGCUUUCUCUUUGUGUUCGGUGAGCAGAAACAAGCGAUGCAUUAGGGACGGAAGAAAACGUUAGCACUGUGUCGAUCGUCGUUAGCUUUUGCAUCUGAUUGUGUGUGCGUGUGUAUUUGUGCUUGAUUGUAUGAAUAUGUUUCGUGUCCCGAGAGAGGCAGUGGCGUGAAUCCGAUGUGUGGGAAAAAACUGCAAAAAAGCUUUGAAUAUACAGCAUUCGUUACCAAGGAUCGGCAUUAAAACUAAAGCUUGCAGACAAAGCUUCAAACCCGUUUGGUAUGUGAAUGUAUUGAUGGUUGCACAAUGAUUUGUUUGUUUAAACAUUAAGUUUUUCUCAGUUCAGCGCAUCAAUUUAUUUAAUCAUAUCUUAAAAUCCGGUCCUUUUUCCAUUCUUUUAUUUUUGUAAGAUUCUUCAAAUUUAAUUUUUUUUUUUGCUCGGUUAGAACGGCCUGGCCGUAUCAAGACUUAUUUUACCACGUAGCAGGAUAGUCAGUCCUUGCUGCGGGGGGACGGUCCGGAUGGGAUUUGAACCCGGUCCCUGCCGUGUGGACGGGUGCCGUUUUUAACAUGCACCACCGGGCCGGCCAUCUUCAAAUUUAAUACUUCAUGCUGAUUAUACUUUUUCUGUAAAAUAUAUCAAAUAAUGUUUGCAGUAAUAUUUCGUUCACCAUUUUGUUUUUUAUUAAAAGCAUCAAGUAUAUCAUUUCUCUUCAGUGUCCUCAUUUUAAGCAAUGCAAAUAUUCAAUAUUUUAUCUCAAAAUUCAUUGAACUAUUUUUUUAAUUAAAAAACUGCUUAAAAUCAUUUGAAAACAAUAAAUUACUUCGCAGUCAAUUCAGUUGGAAUUUCAGUAUUUCAGUUUUAUUUUGAAUCUAUGAACAUCUUAAUCUUGUAAUGUGUUGGGUUUUGUAAAGCCUAUCGGCUAUCGAAUUAUUCACAGUUGACUAUUGACUUCUACACAUGAUGUCUAAUUCAGAUGAUCCAGUUCACCAGUGUAUUUGAGUAUUCACACCACCAAUUUUGUUAAUUUUCCUUUUUGAAUACUCAGCCAAGUAUAAGAAGCUAUUCUUACUUAAACAUUUUUAACACUAUUUUAUAAACAACAAUUUUAGUCUAAAUAAUGGACUGACGAAUUCACCUACAAAAAAACUAUUCUUUAGUUCUGAUUGUAAUCCCAUUUGCAAAAAAGAAUUAGUGAUUGUUGUAAAAAAACAACAACUUUCGAUCCCAAGCAACCCAAUGCAAAUGCUUGUCCAAAUUUAGAAGCAUAGAAUUGUCCUUUUGCAAUACGACGCGAAACCAGCAACAUAAAGCAUGCAGCAAAUCGCUUUGCAUUCAUCGAAUCAUUUCCCCGUCGAGCUUAAAACUCAUGCCACCGGAAUGAGCGAUAGUGAAGCAUUUCCCAGCACACCAAACACUCUUGGCCGGAGCGCGUAGCGUGUCAGGUCUGGUGGGACUCAUCAGUUGCACUACGCCAUUUAUUGUCAUCCCUGGGUUCGGCACGUCCGUUCCAGGGGUUUUGUGAGCUUUUCGGGGUGCCAUUUUUUUUGGUUUUGCUCCCUUAGAAACUGUUUUUUUGUUUCGAUGAAAUUCGUGUGGUGGUUGCAUUUUGUUUCAAAACCCCGUUUGGUGUACCUCGUGAAUGGAUGGGUCCAUAUCAUCACCACGCUUCUCUGAUUUCGACAACGCUCUAAUGCAAAGAUGAAACGAAGGCACAGCCCAACUAAAACAACAGCCCACCGACCCAACAGACCGAACUAUCAGUGCCAGCGUGUGCACGUAACUUAUGUGGUUGAACGUACGAAAUGCCCAGUGAAUGUGAACAGUGGAGAGUGCAAACAAAAAAAAAUCCUUUUAUGCUUUCUCUAUCCUAUCAAGUUCUAACCUUUUACCACACUGCUCGGCAAACAGUGGCUCGGAAACGAGCGAAACGGGAAAAUAAAUCACCCAAACUCGCCAGAAAGAAUCGAUAAUUUGAGAAUUGGACAUCCGUUGAUAAUGGCCAUUAUUCAUACGCCCGGUGCCGAACCAGCUUCCCGUACACGUACUGUUACAACAUGGAACGCUAGUGUGCAACAUGUUUGAGAUAGGAUUUUAGGAUGUACGUACAUGUGCUAAACUCCCCCAAACACACGUGUGUUUGUUGCCUUUUUCUGCACUCCGUUCAAACACCUAAGAGCUUUUCCUCCCUAUAACGCCUAGUAGCCGCAGCUACUAGCUUCAAAACAUUUUAACUACAAAAAAUGAACGUUUCCAAUAUUCCUGCUCUUCGAUUCCAUCCAACCGAUGAAUAUGGAGCUCGUUUUGCACUUCGACAACGCGUUUAUUCCUUGACCCCAAAACACUACCAAAUGCCCUCUCCUCUCAUUACCCUUUCUCAGCCUUAGGUGGCCACCCACAUCGGAGGAGGUUAAAAAGUGCUUCCAAACCGGAUUUUAUAGCCCCUUGUUCAACACGCUGUCUGGGCUGGGCUGUUGGGUUAUUGGAUUUUUGUUUUACCUCUCAUUCGAAUCGAUGUGUGAUUGGAUUCAAGAGGCUAUCAAUGUUACACAGUUUGAAAGGUAACGACCUCCCGGGAAAGCUUGUUCAAUGCACCGUGACAGAGACGGACCGAUAUGGUGUCUGUAACCGAUACCCUGACAUUUAACUCGUUGAUUUUGUUUUUUUCCCCUCUUGGAUCGUCGGUCUACGCCUUUAAAGAUGUAUAACAAGAUCAACCCCGCUCGUGGAUGACCUUUUGGUGCUUAAGAAUCGUUUCGAAAAGGGCGAAUUGAAUUGUAACGCAUGCCAGCCGAUGCGACCGUGGUGUCAUUUUUUGGACCAUGAAUUUUGUAACGAUCCCUUCGAGGAGUCGUUAAUAAUACAGCAGGAAAGAAUUAUUGUCCGCUUUUAGUAAUGUAACAUAUUUUUCAAACGUCUGAUGGAUUUUCAAACAUGUGGAAUACAGACCUACGCGGAAGGCAACAAAUAAUGAAACAUAUUUGAUACAAUUGUAUACUUUGUUUCUGUUCCUAUUCUCGUUUUUCUUUUCUCAAAUUUACGAUACAAAAAUUUUAAACAUUGAUCAUCGUGCAACUGUUGAAACAUUUUCAGUAGAAAAAUUACUCAGAACUGAUUUGAAGCAUUUAGAUUGAUUUUUAACAAAAAGGUGAACAAGAAAUGAACCAAAUGCAAUGUUUACACAUAUCGUUAGCGAAGCCGCGGGAUUGAUAGAAUCCAAGUUAGGAUGUAUAGCAUAAAGGUGUACUGUUAGACCCGUUUUUAGAAGUAGUGACAAUAUAGUGUCAAACCAGUGUGUUUUAGGUAGAUGGUAAGGUAGCGAAACAAUAAGUGACUAUUAGUUUUUCUUUCCUUAUUUCUUCUAAUGCAUUUGAGCAAAUUUUUUUCCAAUAAAUCAAUUAUUUGGAGUUUUGUUUUGUUUUGUUUCCCUUCCAUCAUAAAAUGUGGCUAAACGCUUCCCGGUAGUCAUUCAUGUGCUUUGACUGUGAGUGCGUGUGCAUGAACGUAUGAACAAGUAUGUGAAGGUAUGUGCUCGUGAUCCGAAGAAUGCCCGUAAUUAUCUGGUACAAUACUGCAAACUAGCAGAACAAUGAUGGGCAUGGAGUAAAAUAGAAUUAUAUAAUAAAAACAUUAAAAAAAACACAACAAAAGCUAUAAAAAUUUCGAGUAAGUAUUGGCAGUGCGGAAUAAAAACAAAACCGUAUGGUAUCACGUAUCAUACGGUUUUAAAAAAAUAUGUCUUCCUUAACAAAACAAGAAAUCGAUACACAUCAACACUUUGACACGAGCAUACAAUCCACCCGUUUUGGAGGGAAACCGGUGCACACCUACACACGCACAUGAAAAAAACACGGACGAAACGACUGCAAGUUAGACAUCAAGAGCACUCGACACAUUCGACAACAUAAAAUCAGUCACACAUUCACUACAAACAAACAUGAAAAAAAAACACACAAAACACUAGAAAAAAUGAAUUGACUCAUUAAUGCAAGUACACUAAGAAAAAUGAUCGCCGCUUUAUUGUAAAACUGCAGUUUGUAAAACUAUGUGACGUUACACUAUAGAUUUUAAACGUUAUGAAAUGUGCAUAGUAGUUGAAGGGAUGCAGGUCACUAGUGGUGCAUGGCUAGAUGGGAUGGUUUAGGGGAAUAAUUACCCACGAAACAGCGAUUAGCGAUCAUCAGCAAAAAGUGACGGAAUGGGUUUGCACAGUAGUGCUAACUAGUGUCGGUAUAAAGUCGACUCGAUGCUCUCAGCUCUAUCUGUUAGCCAAGAGCAUACCAGAUUAGCAAAAUUAAACAAAUUCAUAAACAAAAUAGUGCAUCUACAUUCGUGACCGUGGUGUGGCAAACAAACAAUAAUGUACGGUGAAUUAUCAUCCUAGUUGACAAAUGGUAGCAAUAAAAGAGAACAGUCUCCUGAAAAAAAACCUGCGACGGGCCCCCCCAAUAGUACCCAGUCUUACAGGUUUGAUGGGACGUCAAAUCGUGGAAAAACCGUGUGGAAAAUGCUAAGCAGUGACGUUUACCGCACCAUUACCGUGAUGCGUAUAAUGUUGUGUGUACAUAAUAUACAUAAUAUACAUGAAGAUAUACAUAUUGAAAAUUAUCAAUAUACAUUAUAUACAUACACCACAUAACCAACCUACGAUGAUGCGGUGCUCCAAGGAACGUUAGGUUCACAGUGGAAGACGUGACGGAAAUGGGAAAGAGAAACAAAGCAACAACAAACAAACAAACAAAAAACCCGAAGAUAUAUGCGUGUAUGUUCUUUUGACAUUUUAGACACUUUGGAAGCUUACGUUUUUUGGGUGAACAAUUUUAGGUUAAGCCGUUGGAUUUCCAGAUUCGCCAGAUCUAUAUCUGGUUCAGAUAGGGAGCAUAACGAAACGUGUGAAGUAGAGAGUAAAAAAAACCAAAGCGAGAUGUAAUUUGUUCAAAUAUAGCAAAACAAAAAAACAAUGAGAAAAACUUAAACACAUACACAUAUCAUAUAAUUCAUCAAAAAUCAAACACAUUGUUUUACACUACCAUACACUUUUACUAGAAGAACUGCAGUGAUUUGAACGAUCACCAACCACCAACAACCGAUCACACACACACACACUCACCAAACGCAAACACCUAGAAUCGAAGCACCAUUAUUGAUUAUGACACAUACACACACACCAACACACACGUUCUACUACAAAAUACAAAAGUUCACAAAUCGUAUCCUCGAUGGCCUCUACAAACGGGUUGCACGAUCAGCCAAAUGUCAAUAGUGGGCAUCAGUUUUACAUACGAAUAUCGUCACACGCAUGAUCACGAUCCUCAAUUUCGUCCAAAUUUGUUGGUAAACCCAAUGUUGGUGGUAAACCGUUGUUACUGUUUUCUGUGCAUGUUUAAAUAUCUGAACCAAUCCCAACCGGCUGUUUCUACUACCCCCAACCAACGGACGGUACACGCUUUAUGGAGCUUGUUUUGGUUGAACUGUAGCAAAUUUUAAAUAGCAAAAUGAAGAUAUCAUUGUUAGAAGAUCGGUCAAUAAUAGUGUAGAAGGAAAACGGAAGCACAAAGACAAAGAUGGAGUAAAAACAUCAAUCAGGCCAAAAUGUGAUUUAAAUUUUUUUUUUAAUCCAGAACACAUUCCAACAUAAAAUGUUUCAAGCCCUUCACAACAAACCACGCUGCGCUUUAAAAAACCAACCUUCAAAACCUUACACUGCACGUGAAGGACAUUCCGGACAAAAUUGCAUUUCACAAAACAGGAAUAAGAUAAGAAAAAACGGGCGACUACCACUGGGAAAGAAUGAUAAAAAACGACAAUGUGUACAAGGUUUCCUACAAGGUAGAAUAUUACUAUCAAGAUCGUUUUUGUUUUGUUUUUAAAAUAAAACAAGCACAAUGUUUCGUACCGACUUCAUUCCAAGAAACAUUCACCGGUUUAACCAUUAAUUCAUUCCAUCCGCGCAUCAAAGUACGAUAAGUGCAUCAACAAACAUACUCAAUCAUGAAAGCAAAACAUCCCAAAAGAAGAAUACACAUUAUAUCGCAUCCAAACAUGAAAAGAAAACCAAAUAGAAAUAUGUUAGCAUAACAAGUGUAAAGCUGAAUAUUACAACCGGAAGCAAAAGAAACAUAAACAAAACCGAUUCAAAAAAAAAACAUCAGCUCAUUGUUCGAAUAGGUACGCGGGGAACGAGGCAACGAAAUAUAGGUGGGGAGAGAAAGUACAUACCAAAAACCCAAAUCCCAUGUAAGCUCGUGUGUGUGUAUGUGGGCAGAGAAGAAUGAAGAGCAGAAAAUAAAACAAUCUGAAGAUGAAACUAUACCGAA
Messenger RNA from Anopheles funestus (African malaria mosquito), 17667 nucleotides. RefSeq lists its product as uncharacterized. The transcript has 15 exons. Gene Ontology annotation, cellular component: signaling receptor complex; external side of plasma membrane. NCBI's taxonomy places the organism in Eukaryota, Metazoa, Arthropoda, Insecta, Diptera, Culicidae. Gene Ontology annotation, molecular function: signaling receptor activity. The record is from RefSeq and is a predicted model, not a curated record. Bases 7007 to 10474 code for a protein of 1155 amino acids. Gene Ontology annotation, biological process: nervous system development.